UAUUAAUUUCUAUAAUAUCCAAGUGCAAACCACUAUAGCAAGAUUAAGAGAACCUUAUCAUUAGGAAUAUUAUCUGAAUAAUCUUCAUGAUGGAAAAUAUGUUACUUCUAUAGUUUCGUUGCUUCGCCCAUCAUCGUCCCGAUACACCACCUUUAUCGGCAACAGCUUUCACACAUGUUGAUCGCGCCGACGCGUUCCCGGAACUUUAAUGAAACAGGGCUCCGGGACCAGUCGAAGAUCUGCCGCCAACCUGUUGGUCGAACGAUUCCGGGCGUCGUGACGUCUCGCGUCUUUUGGUGUAUUUGUCUCGACAGGAUCACCACAACAAAAAUCUCUUCGGUGCCACAGCGGCAGAUUGAUCGACGGUCCAGUUCUGCGUCGGGGAUCUAAGUUGAGUAAAUUCUGGAGUCGAGGCAGACGCAUCCUCACAGAGGAUUGAUGAAGGGUAGACACCAGUUUCGCAGGCGGUUCAGCUUGCAGCCUUCGUUUCUGAAAGAGGAAUCCGAAGAUGAUACGAGGAACCAUUCGGCUUCUAGAGUUCUCAGGUCGCAAAAGAGCGAGGACGUCGAAUCGCUGGAAAAAGAAGUCGUGGCGCCGGCCGCGGGCAACGUACGUCACAAAAUAGUGGUGAUGGGAGCCGCUAAAGUGGGGAAGUCCUCAAUUAUUUCGCAAUUCCUCUACGGGUCCUUCUCGCCAAAAUACAAGCGGACGGUAGAAGAAAUGCAUCACGGGGAUUUCAAUGUUGCUGGGGUGCACUUAACGUUGGAUAUAUUGGAUACAUCCGGUUCGUUCGAGUUUCCUGCCAUGCGAGCCCUAUCCAUAUCUUCGGCUGACGCAUUCGUCUUGGUCUAUGACGUCACCGACGCCACUACAUUUGAGGAAGCGCGCUCGCUACGGGACCAAAUUCACGAAACUAAGUGCUCCACGAACGUCCCCAUAGUUGUGGUAGGCAACAAAAUCGACUUGACCGGCGAUCGAGAGGUUGACACAGCAACGACGGAGUCGGUUGUAACCGUCGAUUGGGAAAACGGAUUCGUCGAAACUUCCGCCAAAGAGAACGUCAACGUCAGCAAGGUGUUCAAAGAGCUUCUCGCUCAAGCCAAGGUCAAAUAUAAUUUGAGUCCGGCCCUGCGUCGACGACGGAGACAGUCGUUGCCUACAGGUCCCACUGGCCACGGUACGACCUCACACGCUCCCUCCUCUGCGAUGAUCCCUUCUGCGGUCCAACUGCAGCACUUGCAGCAGAUACGUGAUAAACACGGCAAACGCAACUCGUGUAUCAUCUCCUAAGAU
Cylas formicarius (sweet potato weevil) is the source of this 1293-nucleotide messenger RNA. RefSeq names its product ras-related protein Rap-2b. Lineage: Eukaryota; Metazoa; Arthropoda; Insecta; Coleoptera; Brentidae. Bases 439 to 1290 code for a protein of 283 amino acids. The transcript has 7 exons. The record is from RefSeq and is a predicted model, not a curated record. Gene Ontology annotation, molecular function: GTP binding; GTPase activity.